AUGGCAGAUCUAACAACAAAUGAGAAGAAGGUUAGUAGCAGUAGCUACAUUCCCGAUGAAAUUGCAUUAUGUAUUCUCUCCAAACUUCCUGUUAAAUCUCUGAAGCGUUUUUCUUGCGUUCGCAAAUCAUGGUCAGUUUUAUUUGAAAAUUCUGAUUUCUUUAACAAGUUUAGAAACAAUCUUGUUUCCAAAUCUGUUCCACUCUAUGAUGAUGCUUGUUUUCUCUUUAAACGAACUAUGUAUGGGACUACAUUUUCCUUGGGUUUGGGUGAGGAUGAAAUUGUAUUGGAUCUGAAUCUUCCAUCUAUAUUUCUAGAUAAUGGUAAUCAAUCUACUGAAAUUUUAGGUUCUGCUAUUGAUGGCAUUGUUUGUCUCUAUGAUUGUUUCAAUCAUACAACUGUAGUAUUGUGGAAUCCUAAUACUAGAAAAAGGAAAUUGGUUCCUCCUACCCCUGUUAAGAAAUACCUACCUGAUGGUCUAGAAAGUGCUUAUUGUCUUCAUGGAUUUGGUUAUGACUGUGUUCAAGAUGAUUUCAAGAUCAUUCUGUAUGUGAAUUGUGAUUUACUUGUUGGAGAAGGAGAAUAUGACUAUGACUCGUUUUGGGAGAUAUAUAGUCUAAAAAGUAACUCUUGGAGAAGACUCAAUGGUGAUCAUACUAUUCCAUUUCUUGAAUCAGGUACAAAAGGUUUGGAGGUGUACUUGAAUGGAAUGUGUCAUUGGUUGGGGUUAAAAGAUGACCAAACUUAUCUCGUGUCAUUUAACUUGAGCAAUGAAGUGUUUUUAAGCGUAUUCGUAGAUGAAUGUGCUUCCUAUUGUUACAAAUUGGUGGUGUUAAAUGGGUCUGUUGCUAUGAUCAAAAAUAGGAAUGAUAACAUGUCUUUCAACAUAUCAAUUUUUGGUGAAAUCGGUGUCAAAGAGUCGAGGAUUAGACUUUUCAAUGUUGGAGUUGGACCUUUGUCUUCUUCCGUUGAAGAUUCUAUUGCAGCUGGGAAGAAGGGCAAAAUAUUCUUCAAAGAAAAAGAUGGUAAAGUAGUUUGUCUUGAUUUAACUACUUUGAUGAUUGAGAAGAUUGAUUUUGAAAGCAAUAGUUCUAUCGAUCAAAUUGUAUUUUACAAGGCAAGUCAUCGUCGAUUGAAGAAGCAAUGA
Messenger RNA from Trifolium pratense (red clover), 1146 nucleotides. RefSeq names its product F-box/kelch-repeat protein At3g06240-like. NCBI's taxonomy places the organism in Eukaryota, Viridiplantae, Streptophyta, Magnoliopsida, Fabales, Fabaceae. The transcript has a single exon. The coding region runs from base 1 to 1146 and encodes 381 amino acids. Gene Ontology annotation, molecular function: protein binding. The record is from RefSeq and is a predicted model, not a curated record.